This is a messenger RNA of Neomonachus schauinslandi (Hawaiian monk seal), 1546 nucleotides long. RefSeq names its product oxidized low density lipoprotein receptor 1 (gene OLR1). The transcript has 6 exons. The record is from RefSeq and is a predicted model, not a curated record. Gene Ontology annotation, molecular function: low-density lipoprotein particle receptor activity. Gene Ontology annotation, biological process: lipoprotein metabolic process; leukocyte cell-cell adhesion; inflammatory response. Lineage: Eukaryota; Metazoa; Chordata; Mammalia; Carnivora; Phocidae. Gene Ontology annotation, cellular component: plasma membrane; signaling receptor complex. The coding region runs from base 37 to 873 and encodes 278 amino acids.
AGAAGUCCUUCACUGCUUCAUUCUCUCAUUCUUGGAAUGAAUUUGGAAAUGACUUUUGAUGACUUCAAGAGCAAGACUAUGAAGGAUCAACCUGAUCAGAAGCCAAAUAGAAAGAAAGCUGAAGGUCCUCAUUUUCUUUCUUCUCGAUGGUGGUGCCCUACUGCUGUGACCCUGGGGAUCCUUUGCUUGGGAUUACUGGUAACUCUUAUAAUGCUAACAGUGCAAUUAUCACAGGUUUCUGAUCUUCUAAAGCAACAGCAAGCAAACCUUACUAACCAGGAAAUUAUACUGGAGGGACAGAUCUUAGCACAGAAGCAGGCAGAAAAAUCUUCCCAGGAGUCAGAAAGGGAACUCAAAGAAACGAUAGAAACCCUUAACCAGAAGCUGGAUGAAAAUUCCAAAAAACAGAUGGAACUUCAUCAUCAGAACCUGAAUCUCCAAGAAGCUCUGAGGAAAACAGCAAACUUUUCAGGUCCUUGUCCCCAAGACUGGCUCUGGCAUGAAGAAAACUGUUACCUAUUUUCCUCUGGCCCAUUUAAUUGGGAAAAAAGCCAGGAGAACUGUUUGUCUUUGGAUGCCCAGAUGCUGAAAAUUAAUAGCACAGAUGAUCUGAAAUUCAUCCGGCAAACAAGUGCCCAUUCCAAUUUCCCAUUCUGGAUGGGGUUGUCUCUGAGGAAACCCAGCAGCGCAUGGCUCUGGGAGGAUGGCUCUCCUUUGAUGCCCCACUUGUUUAGACUCCAGGGUCCUGUUUCCCAGAACUAUCCUUCAGGCAGUUGUGCAUAUAUACAAAGGGGAGCUGUUUUCGCUGACAACUGCAUUUUAACUGCGUUCAGUAUAUGUCAGAGGAAGGCGAAUCUAUUGAGAGCACAGUGAAUUCGAAAGCUCUGGAAGAAGAGAAGGAGAAUUCUUUUCUGGAAUUUAAGUUGUCCUUCAUCACUUAGGUGUAAACCACGAGAGCCCUAUGAACUGCUUGUUAUUAGCUGAUGGCAGAACUCCCUAGCAGAGAUUGGGCUUCCGGCUGCCUGGCACCUUGAUAUCAGAAAUUUUGAUUCUGUUUCUCUCUCUCUGUUUUUCACCUAGCUUGUCCCAAGUCUCCCUGCCAACCCUUCAAUUCCCCUUCACUUUUUUUAUUUUGAAGUCUUAUUCCUCUUCAAGUCUUGGGAGCCCUCUGUACUCAGUCCUCUACCUCAGUACCAUCUUUCCCUCACCUUCCUAAACCACAUAGAAGAUGGAAGGUGGAGAACUUGCCCAACUGGUGGAUGCAUGGAAAAAUGCAUGCGAAACAGAAAAGAAUGCACGAAGAAACAGAAAAAGGGAAAGGCCAUGCUGGAAUCCAGAAACUUGUGUUCUCAACGUUAAAAGCUACCACUUGUUGGUCUUUUAUUUUUUUGUUGUUGUUGGUCUUUUAAACUGUGAUCUUUCUCCAGAUUCCACCACGUACACACGCGCACACACGACAUACACACCCCACAUCAUCACAUUUUGGGGCAAUUGGGAUGUUCCAGGAAGUAAUUACAAAUUGAAUGAUCUUUUCAGUCAACUAAUC